AUGUACUCUCACCAGGCUGGCGUCAACGUGCGCUACGAGCCCCAAGUCACAGACGAUGUAUCUUGGGACACCAGUUCAGAGAAAUUCCCCUCCGGCAAGAAAAGGACCUUUUAUCGCCCUACAGCUUUAAGAUGGUACUUUAUCAUCGGCCAGGUCGCCUUUCUCCUGGCUGUCAUGGGACUAGUCAUCUGGGCACUGAUAAAAAUGCCCAACUCAGAUGGGACAGCAAAGAUCAUCCACAAGAGAAGCAACAAUGUCAACCCGAAUUUCCCACGGGACGAUGCGGUAAUGACUCCUGAAGUUGCAAGACAAACAAUACUCGCGACAACUUACAUCGUGAGCGACGUGUCUACUGUUGUUACUGUACCAGGCACGACAGGUAAAUACACCACCACGAUUGAGACCACAGAAUACAGUACGCACUGGGACCUUACAACAACGGUAAAGGAUGGUUCUACCAUGACGAGCGUAGACUAUACCGUGAUCCCAACAAAGGUCGUCACCGAGGUCGUCACUACCAGGCCGGGAGAGGCAACAAAAUCCGUUUUCACAAGUAUCAGUGUGGGCUACUCGGUCGUCUAUCCCUCUGGCUCCGACUCCGACUCCGCUGCGCCUGGCACUAUCAGUUACACAGAGGCUAUAACGAUUACCCAGGCUUACUCUCUUCCCGGUGCGGUGACCACAUACACGUCUACUCUGGAGGGAGAUAGGACCGAGACUAUCUACACCACUAUCGUAGAAGAUGGCGAAACAAAGACUCUGUCGCAUGUCAUCACCGAGGCGGCUCCUACUCAAUACGAAAGCGUUGGAGAAACGACGGCAUCAGCGAGCACCUAUGUCUCAUAUGGCAAAAUCACUAUCACUUCUGUCUACACAGACCAGAAGCCUAUUGGCAAGCCUAAGCUGACAGAAAAGGCGAAGCCCACUGUUAUUAAUGUCGUGACUGUCGAAGACGACCACACCGUGAAGAAAGUCGAGAAGCUGGACCCGACAACCUAUGUCACCAAGGUCAAGGAUAUCGAGACGGUCGGGGUAGUUGUUUCUCAGGAAGGCGAAACAUUUGUCAGCGAGAUCGACGCUUUUGAGACCACAGUUGACAUCGUUGAGACUGGAGUUGACGGACUGCUCACGACUAACCAAGUAAUCUCAACCAAGGCCGCAUCGCUAGCAACAAUUACCAAGUCUGCUGUACCUACGACAAUCAUAUCUACCAAGUCAACCGACAAACUCAAGACGAUAACAUCUGCACGAACAGCUUCUUCGACGAUAAUAUCGACAAUCAAAGGGAAAACAAAAACCUACGAAAAGACCACCACAAUUGCCCCCACGGGCACCGAUGAUGCAUCAGAAGCUGGAGCAACCGGGGGAGUGGUCAAGACCGUGGUAACAGUGUAUGAGCUCGAUGCUGGAAAGUACUUCCUGGGCAAAUUUCUUCCUCCCAUCCUUGCAGUUAUGCUGUCAAUACCUGCACGAGUCAUCGACUACAACGCCCAACUCUUUCAGCCCUUCCACGCUUUGAACCGGGUCGACGGUGCUAUGGGACCAGAGUCGAUGAACCUUCACUUUGGUGGCUGGGCAGGAAUUGUAGAGCCUUUCAAUGGUCUUGUCGAUGGUCACCCAGUACCUUUCAUCACGAUGCUGAUCGUCUCGUUCUCAGCGCUUCUGACGCCUCUAGCAGUCGAAGCAGUCGGUUUCAAGAUGCACGGCCAGUGCAAAAUCAACGCUUAUGAGGGUUGUGCUCCGGCCCUGGGUGUCUCACCACUAUCGUCACGCAUCCUCCUUGCAGUUUUAGGUCUGAUGGUCUUACUGCUCUGCGGUCUGCUCUUCUUCCUUCGAAAUUUCCACACUGGGGUGUAUGCAAACCCCUGGAGUGUUGCAGGAGUUGCAUCGCUGGCUUCAAACAGAGAUAUCAGACCGCAGCAAGACUCUGAGCGAAGAAUCGAAAAAGAGAUGGCAGAGAAGCGAUACGGGUUUGGAUUCUUCGAGAACCGUGCAGGCCGGACUGAGUAUGGCAUUGUUCUCUACGACGAUGCCAGGGAGAACCUUCAGCAUAAUCAUCCGCUCUCAGAGUCGAGUUCUGUGGACACGCAGGCAGUCGCAAAGGGGCGAAGGAACCCAUUUCUCAUGCUCGGUCUCGCCUGGCGUUUAGUAUUUCUGCUGUUCCUGGUUGGGUUAAUGGUGUUUCUGCUAUACUACCAUCUUACACUCGACAAGUCAUCUUCCUUCAAGAACUUCAUGAACAGCCAGACUUUUGGUGUUCGAUUCUUGUUUGCCGCCUUUGGAGUUAUUAUCUCCUUUAGCUGGACCGCCUUCUUUAUCACUAUCGCUAUGGUUGUGCCAUAUCAGGUCAUGUCGCAUGGUCCCCAGUCAGCAUCCAACUCAGUUUUGCUCACGAGACCUACGAAUCCUUUCUCUGGUUUCUGGUCUGCGAUCAAGCAUGGACAAAUAUUUCCCGGUCUGGUCGCUCUAAUGGCCAUCUUCUCCGAGUUUAUGCCAAUUCUUCUUGCUAACAUCCCUUACUCGCUAUCACAAGUACGAGUCUCCCACGAUAUCUGCGCACGACUUUCUGUUGGCAUUCUGGCUCUGAUGGCAAUCACCAUACUCCUCAGCUUCAUUGUCCGUUGGCCUGAUAUGCCAGUAGAUCCUCGCUCCAUUGCUGGAGCUAUGUACUACGUGAGCGAGAGCAAUAUGGUAGAUCACUUCAGUGGUAUGGCGGACAUGGACGGGGAGGAACGCAAGCAGCGUAUUCGAGAAUUGGGAGGGACAUAUUUGUAUGGAAAGCUGACGACGCGAACGGGUGAGAAGAGGCCUGCUGUAGAGUGGGAUGAUCAUACGCUGGGCGUUGAUCCCUCGAUGUCCCAGCGGAGGAAAGAUAAUAUCCAAGUCAGGCAUGACAGCAUUGAUACAGGAUAUUAUGGGCAUCGAUCAUGA
This is a messenger RNA of Fusarium subglutinans, 2931 nucleotides long. RefSeq lists its product as uncharacterized. The transcript is spliced from 2 exons. The record is from RefSeq and is a predicted model, not a curated record. Lineage: Eukaryota; Fungi; Ascomycota; Sordariomycetes; Hypocreales; Nectriaceae. Bases 1 to 2931 code for a protein of 976 amino acids.